This is a messenger RNA of Xylaria bambusicola, 2679 nucleotides long. RefSeq names its product pectate lyase superfamily protein-domain-containing protein. The coding region runs from base 1 to 2679 and encodes 892 amino acids. Gene Ontology annotation, molecular function: polygalacturonase activity. The transcript has 7 exons. The record is from RefSeq and is a predicted model, not a curated record. NCBI's taxonomy places the organism in Eukaryota, Fungi, Ascomycota, Sordariomycetes, Xylariales, Xylariaceae.
AUGACCAAACGUAACAAAGCGCGGCUUGCAAACCGACACCGUAGAAACUCCAGACGCAAGCCUGGCAGCCAGAUGGCAAAACGCGACGACUUAAUUCCUGAGUUGCUGGAAAUUACGAGCGAGAUGGCACGGGCUGCUGGCAUAGUUGCCGAGAUCGGCCAAAAGCCUAAACCUGCGUCGAAUGAGACAUCAAACACUCCCCGUUCUGUUGAAAAGAGGGCAAAACGCGACGACUUGAUUCCUGAGUUGCUGCAACUUACGACUGAUAUGGCGCAGGCUUUUGGUGUAAAGGCUGAGAUUAACCUCAAACCCAAACCUGCGCCAAAUGAGACAUCAAAUACUCCCCCUUCCGUUGAAAAGAGGGCCGGCACUUUUUGGAUGGAAGGCAUCGCGAGAAAAGGCACAGUACCAUGGGGAAAUGACGCUUCCUAUAAGGUUUUUCGAAAUGUCGUCACCGACUAUGGGGCUGAUCCUACUGGCCAGAGGGAUUCAACUCAAGCCAUCCAGAGAGCGAUUGACGACGGUAAGAGGUGUGGCGCCGCGUGCAACGGGUCGACCACCAAAAACGCCAUCGUGUACUUCCCCCCUGGACGCUACCUCGUGUCUAGCUCUAUCAGCGUCUAUUUCGGCACCCAGAUAAUAGGUGACGCCAAUAACUUGCCAACCAUCGUGGGAGCGCCGAGUUUCAUUGGUUUGGGAGUCUUGUCAACUGAUGUCUACGUCGAUGGCGGCGGACAAGGGCCAGACGGAAACGCUCUGGAAUGGUACAUUAAUACUGCGCGCUUCUACAGCCAAAUUCGAAACAUCAAGAUUGAUAUCACUGCAACUGACGCUGGGGCAUAUGUCGCUGCGCUGCAUUAUCAGGUUGCUCAGGCUACGAGUCUGGAGAACGUUGAAAUAAUUGCGAAUUCUGCCACGACUCAACAAGGCAUAUUUGCUGAAAAUGGAAGCGGAGGAGUGAUGUCUGAUAUCACCUUUACAGGCGGUAACUUUGGCAUUUACGGCGGUAGCCAACAAUUCAGCGCUGCUCGACUGACUUUCAACGGCUGCAAUACUGCCGUCCAGCUCAUUUGGAACUGGGGAUGGGUGUGGAAGAGCAUCAAAGUGAACAAUGCCCAGGUCGGCUUCCGGCUGUACGAUGAUGGCGGGCCGAUCCCGGGUUCGGUUACUAUCAUGGAUUCCAUCUUCACUAAUAUCAAGGGGUCGGCUAUCGAGAUGGCAGUGCCUAAGGAUGUGCGCGACUCAGGAUUCACAGGGUUGGUUCUGGAUAACGUCAAUCUCGGAGGCAAGAUCCAAGACCACUGGAGCUCUCAAGUGAUUCUCCCGGCAGGGUACUAUAAGUCUUAUGUCAUGGGCGCAACAUACAAACAGGACAAGCGCGCAUGGACCACUGCAUCUAUGGAUUACACACGUGAAUCCACGCUGCUAGGUUCACAAGUCACAGGGCUUCAGGGUGCACCGUACUUUGAGAGAAAGAGAAAUCAGUACACCGACAAAUCGGCCGCAGACUUCGUCCACCUUAAGGACCAAGGUGCAAAAGGAGACGGCGUAACGGAUGACACAGCCGCAGUGCAGAAGGCCUUCAACACGUACGGAGAUGGUAGCAAGAUCAUUUUCGUGGACGCGGGCACAUAUAUUCUGAAGGACACGGUGACCAUUCCUAAGGAUGCCAAGAUCGUGGGCGAGACAUGGUCCCAGUUUGCCGCCAGUGGCAGCAAGUUUUCGGAUGCUAGUAAGCCUGUUGUUAUGCUCAAGGUCGGCAACAGCGGCGACGUUGGCACUGUCGAGAUGCAGGAUCUGAUCCUAACAAGCAAGGGCCCGACCCCCGGUGCGGUGUUGAUGGAGUGGAAUGUUUCGGCCAAAACUCCGGGCGCCGCGGCCUUGUGGGACGUCCAUGUAAGACUCGGCGGCGCUACGGGGACCCAGCUCACACCGGCAGAGUGUCCACCGACCACGACCGGGACCAAUCCUUCUAGGUGUCAAGUCGCAAGUAUGCUCCUACACGUCACUAAGAACGCCUCGGGCUACUUCGACAAUAUGUGGCUCUGGGUAUCCGACCACAUGGUCGAUGACCCCAAUCUCACGGAUCCUCUCAACGGCUUGGAGCAGAACUCAGUAUACAGUGCCCGCGGCAUGCUCAUCGAGAGCCAAAAGGCGACAUGGCUGUAUGGCACGGCGUCAGAGCAUUCGGUCUUUUACCAGUACAAUUUUAAUGGUGCGCGAAACAUCGUUACCACCUUCCUGCAGACCGAGUCAGCUUACUACCAACCAACACCUGCACCACCAGCCCCUUUCAACAAUGUCGUUGGUGUAUUCCCGGGUGAUCCGGACUAUUCCUGCAAUGGCAGUGAUAUGGAUGGAUGUGACGAGUCGUGGGCGGUCAUUAUGAGAAAUUGCCAAAACGUCCACAUCGGGGCGGCAGGGACCUAUUCGUGGUUCAGGACAUAUUCCCAGGACUGCAUUGACGGACAUGCAUGCCAGAAAGCACUGUGGCUUCUGGACAAGAACUAUGAUAACAAUCGACUGCAAAACAUCAUAGCCAUUGGUGCCAAGAACAUGAUUGUUUCCCCGGGCGGCGCGGCGAUUUCGUCAAGUGCAAACCAGGCUGUCACCAGCCACCCCUCUUGGGCUCAUAUCUCGCUGUAUGAGGUUCCAUCUCUUGGAACAGCUCCUGUUUGA